UCUGGUUGCUAAAAACAAAUAAGUACGCGACUUGAAGGGCUAGUUUAUGCAACGUUUCAGCUAUUUUCGUCCCUGUCGAACUUUCUUGAAACCCGUCAUCUCCGCCAUUUUCUCGACCGAGUCAGUGCUUGUCCCACUUCCUGAUUUCUGCAUUGGGGCGAAAAGUGAGCCUGUCUCUUCAGAAGCAGCCCUUCCCUGUGAGGGUACUGUUGAGUUGUCACCGGGACUGAGCUCAUUGGAAGACGGACCAACUCUUUUGCUGUAUGCUGGGGGAGCUGUAAGGCGAGAUUGACAGAGGAAAAGUGGAGUUUCAAGGUAGCAAACGAGACCGGGUCCACGGGAAAUAUGGCCUGCCAUCUUGAUCCGACUUGGUACUUCGGACGUCUGAGCCGAAGUGAAGCCGACAGCUUCCUCCACAACACAAAAGCUGGCACGUACCUUGUCCGAGACAGCGGCACCAGCAUCGGGGAUUACGUGCUCUGUGUCAGCGAGAACUGCAAGGUGUCCCACUACAUCAUUCAAUCACCUCAGCACACAGUAGUCAACAAGUAUGUCAUCGGCGACCAGUCGUUCUCCAGCCUGCCCGAGGUGCUGGAGUUCUACAAGCUGCACUUCCUAGACACAACCACUCUCACCGAACCUUGCCAGAGGCAUCCGACCCAGCGAGAUGUGCCCGACCUGCUGGGGGCACCGGUCGCCCAAAACGCGUGCGGACCCGCCCACAAUUCACAGAUCCCUCCUCCCCUACCGCCGAUGAACAAGUCUGCCGGCUUGGGCCUGGUCUGCAAGGCGCAGUACAAUUUCACACAAACGGAUGAUGAAGACCUGUCAUUUUGCAAAGGCGACAUCCUCACCAUAAUCCGCAAGGACGAGGACCAGUGGUGGCUGGCCAGAAAUAACUCGGGACGUGAAGGUCUGGUGCCGGCCAACUACAUCAAGCCGGUGAAUGAACUUGAAAACAGAGGAGCGGGCGACGGGCGGCAGUCGACAGGCGAGGACUCGAAAACGACCACCAACAACGACCAGUAUCGGCAGCUGAGCUUGAUUAAUCCCAACACCGUGCAGUACGCCAUCGUAGAGCAGGGCAGGAUCCCGUCUGCGUACGAUCCCACACAACUCAAACUAGAGGUUGGCAGUAUCAUCAAAGUGCUGGAGAGGAACGUCAGCGGCAACUGGAAGGGCGAGGUGAACGGCAAACAGGGCUUCUUCCCUUUCACCAGGGUCCGGUUACUAGACCAAAGCUCCUACGAGGAACUCAUGGAGAAGCGAAGGAAAGCCGCCGGUGCCAAUGCCAACGCCAGUGCGUAAUGGCGGGAUAAAACCCUGCAAGAAAUAUACGUAUCGGCCACGGAGAAGAAAGACUCGGUGUUGGACACUACCACCCGGUUUUAAGACUUGCUGGAAACUGUACCGUACGUAGCUACGUCUGACCACUGUGGAUGUGUAUAAAAUUUAUGUGCAUAGACUGGCAUGCCGGUGCUCCACAGAAAAGAAGUGGUUUAGUGGUGUCUUCGCAUUCCCCCCCCCCAAAAAAAAAUCCUGCAAUAGAUGAGAAGAUUUAGUACUGUGCAUGAGAGGAACCAGAUGCUGAGGAUGCAGUUUGAGGGUAUGUGAAGAUGUCUACUUGAGGACGCUUCGGCUCUGAGAGGGUGACCCAAGGGGCUGCGGGGGAAAACACGGCUGGAUUGUACGUACGCUGUCCGGAUUUCUGAUCGUCGCGACCAUUUAUUUCGGACGGCCCGACUUGCCAACCGAGCGCCACCCACCGGCGAGGAGUCCCGAUUUGCCUUGUGCGCAUCUGGCGAAAAACAACGAAAGGCGAGUAGGAGAAAGAGCUCAAUUUGUAGUGAAAAAGUCGGCCAACCCUUACCUCUUUUUGGUUUGGGUCCGGUUGUAAGUACAAUGUAGAUUUUCAAUCACUGCGUUUGGACAGGUACACUUGUGAGUCAAGAGUAGGGCCGAAGCGAGAGUUGUAUGCUACUGCCGCUCAUCAGCAGUUCCUUUCUAAUCCUGAUCCUCGUCCUCGUGAGAAAGGUCUUGAAACAUGGCUCUGGGCACCAAAUUAUGCAAACUAUUUAAAGUGUGUCCGCCUUGUGUAAAAGCACCCCCUGGCGGGAGACCGGGAGAGCUCAUAUUGCUGGUAGGGACAUGACCGUAGUUGUUUGUAAACUAGCGAGGUGUGUUCCCACAAAAGGAGCUUCCAUUGCUGGAAAAAUUGCGCCCUCUCUUGGUCCUGCUCGGGCCUCAUUUAUCCAGUUCCCUCUUGCUUUGGGCAUGGAAUGAAAGUAGUGGGGCAGUGAUGUCACGACUACUGCAGAAAGGUCGAUCAUGAGCCCCGACCCCUUCCAAAAAUUCCUCAAAAUUCACCCGGAGAUUUUUGUAGGAUCGGGAAGGCGGAUUCAGAGGUAAGCCGAGUGGUCCUGCACCCGGGCCUUGCUGACCUUUGAAGCUUGCAGUAGCGGUACAAAGAACCUGCCCGUUGGUUUCCUGCGCAGUAGGGGAGGAUUUUGUGGAGGAUUCAGGAAGGUCCCUAGGACCAAGAAUAAAAUGCACAGUUCAUUUAGCUUUGCGACAAUUAAUGCUGGAAGUAGUAUUUUCUCUUCUUUUUAUUUUUCCCCUUGACAAAACCAGCAAGAGGGUCAUUCUACAUAUUUGGGGUCCAAAGUAUGACAUAUUUCCGUCCCUGUUACCUCUGACGUGUAUACCAUCCGACAUGUUUGACAAGGGAUGGAUCACUGAUAUUGACUUUAAACUGUUUUUUGUUUGUUUGGCAGGUAAUUUGCAGUACUUAUUCAGUCUUGGAAAUUAAACAAUGAGUUCUAAACCAGAAAACAUAUGCAGAUGUAACAGGGACGGGAAAAAAAUGGGACCCCAAAUUUAUAGAAUGACCCGAGGGGGGUUUUCGGAAGGCCUGUAAAAUCAGUAACUUUUGCGUAAAAUGGAGAGAGUGGCUCGCGCCAAAGAAAUAGAAUAAAAACAAAGA
Acanthaster planci (crown-of-thorns starfish) is the source of this 2983-nucleotide messenger RNA. Its product is annotated as adapter molecule Crk-like. The record is from RefSeq and is a predicted model, not a curated record. Gene Ontology annotation, cellular component: cytoplasm. NCBI's taxonomy places the organism in Eukaryota, Metazoa, Echinodermata, Asteroidea, Valvatida, Acanthasteridae. Gene Ontology annotation, biological process: cell migration; enzyme-linked receptor protein signaling pathway. Gene Ontology annotation, molecular function: receptor tyrosine kinase binding; signaling adaptor activity.